GGAAAGUUUAUUUUGCUCAUAAAUGUGAAAGGGGGAAUGCUGGUUCCCUGAAAACUGCUCCUGUUGAUGGCAGAGAGGUGGAAUGGCACAGCUGAGCUCUGGAGAGAAAGCUGCUCUGGGACAUAACGAAAAGUAGAAAUUAAAAAUCCCCCAAAAUAAAUAAAGGGGUUUAAGAAAUGUGUGUAUUUGUGUUGACAGCAUUGUGUCCCCAGCAGGAAAGGUGGUGUCCUGUGCCAGCACAGAGCCCUGUGACACAGCAAACUUGCUUGUUGAUACAAAUAACUUCAUGGCUGUCUUUGAGCUGGGUUAUUUCUGAUCUCUAAACUGGGAAUCAAGGAAUGUUGUGAAGCCAGGUCAUUCCAAACUAAAAUGUAGCAUCUGAACAGGAAAUGUAUCCAAGGUCAUCUUAGGUUGGAUUUUAUAAAUGAGGGCCUAAUGUUAGUAUUUUCUUUUUAAUAUCUAUCAUGAGUAAAUGGAAAUGUACUUGAGUAGCAUGUCUCAUUUUAAAAGGGAGCACAAGUGCACUGCUGGCUUCCACACGAUCUGCAUGUUAAAGCAAGAAAGGUACUGAGCAGUAGGGAAAAGAGGCGAUGAGUGUGCCCAGAGUGCAGAAGGCUGAGCGUGCCCAGCACAGGCUGGACAUGGGGGUUAUUUGGGGAAGGUGCGUGCUGUGAGCCGAGAGCAGCUGCUCUGGUACGGCCACGGGUCUGUCGCCCUGGAGAGGCAGGAAUAGACUCUGGGGACCACGGCUGUGCCAGUCUAUUAUUUUUCUUCAAGGCAGUAAGUAUCAAAUUCUGGUUCACUGGUACCUGCAAGGUUCAGCUGUUUCAGGAACAGCAUUCCAAGCAGAAGCUGUGCAAAAUCACGACACUGCUUUUGGCAGUGUUUUGUAUUUGUGAGAAAUCUGUAUUUGAUUCUUGCUUUUCAGACUUCUGAACUUUUAGUUCCAAUGUGUUCCUCGAUUUUAGGGGCAUUUUCCAACCUUAACAAAUCUCUUUGUGUCAGAUUCCUGGAUCGUGUUUCUUAUUGAGCAAAAUACCUUUUUUAAUGUGAAAGUUUGCUGACCUCAAAGUUUACAUCCCAAAAAUCAUUGCAAGAUCGUCAAAUACAGCGGAUUAUUAAUCCUCAAAUAACGUGUUGUCUAGAAUGAAUGCCGUUGUCGCCGAUUUUCAUUUUGGUUUGGUGUCAUCAAACGCCUGAGGUAUCGGAGCUCUCUGCUGUGGGCGCAGCCUCGCCCUGAGGCCGAUCGCGGUGCUGCCCGCGCUCCGCCCGCCUCCAUUUCGCGACUGCCCGCGCUCAAGAUGGCGGCGGCCGCCCUCAGCCCGCACUGAGCAUGGCGCUGCCGGGCGCGCGGAGCGGGGUCACGCGAGAGGAAGGGGAAGUGACGCCCCCCGUCCCGGCGGCGGCGGUGACGGGCACGGACGGGGCUGGCGGGGCUCCGUGAGGGACAAGGGCCGGGACCGGGAGCUCAGCGAGAGACCAGGGGGUGCGGCGCUGCAGCAUGGCAGAGCCCUCUGUCUCUCCGCUGAAGCACUUUGUGCUGGCCAAAAAGACCAUCACUGCCAUCUUCGACCAGCUGCUGGACUAUGUCACUGAGGGAGCAGCGUUUGUGGAAGCCACAUACAAGAACCCAGAGCUUGAUCAUAUAGCAACAGAAGAAGAACUAGCAAAAAUACAAGCAUAUAAAAACAAGUUGGCAGUCAUUGGAGAGGUGCUUUCGCGGAGACACAUGAAAGUGGCAUUUUUUGGCAGAACAAGCAGUGGGAAAAGUUCAGUCAUUAAUGCAAUGCUGUGGGAUAAGGUACUUCCCAGUGGGAUUGGCCAUACAACAAACUGCUUCCUCAGUGUGGAAGGGACUGAUGGAGAUAAGGCUUAUCUUAUGACAGAAGGAUCAGAUGAAAAGAAGAGUGUUAAGACAGUCAAUCAGCUGGCUCAUGCACUUCACAUGGAUAAAGAUUUGAAGGCUGGCUGUCUCGUCCAUGUCUUUUGGCCCAAGUCAAAGUGUGCCCUGCUGAGAGAUGAUUUGGUUUUAGUGGACAGCCCUGGCACAGAUGUCACUACAGAACUGGACAGCUGGAUCGACAAGUUCUGCUUAGAUGCUGAUGUGUUUGUCUUGGUUGCCAAUUCUGAAUCAACUCUCAUGAACACGGAGAAACAUUUUUUCCAUAAAGUGAACGAACGACUUUCCAAGCCAAACAUCUUCAUCCUCAAUAAUAGAUGGGAUGCUUCUGCAUCAGAACCAGAAUACAUGGAAGAUGUGCGUAGGCAGCACAUGGAGCGCUGUCUGACUUUCCUGGUCGAUGAGCUCAAAGUUAUUGAUCCUGUAGAAGCAAGGAAUCGCAUCUUUUUUGUUUCAGCAAAAGAAGUUCUGUGUGCCAGGAGACAAAAGGCCCAAGGAAUGCCACAGAGUGGUGAAGGACUUGCUGAAGGAUUUCAAACAAGAUUUCAGGAAUUUCAACAUUUUGAGCAGAUAUUUGAGGAGUGUAUCUCGCAGUCAGCCGUGAAAACCAAGUUUGAAAAGCACACUAUCAGAGCUAAACAGAUAAUAGAUACUGUGAAAAACAUUAUGGACACCAUAAACGUUGCAGCAGCAGAGAAAAGAGUCCAGUCCAUGGAAGAGCGAGAGGAUCAGAAGGACAGGCUGGAUUUCGUGAGAAAUCAGCUGAACAUUUUGACAGAAGACACCAAGGAAAAAAUCAAACGCGUUACUGAGGAAGUCGAAAACAAAGUCUCCUCUGCCAUGACUGAUGAGAUCUGCCGGCUUUCAGUUUUGGUUGAUGAAUUUUAUUCUGAUUUUCACCCUUCUCCUCAAGUAUUGAAGCACUACAAGACAGAACUGAACAAACAUAUAGAAGACGGUUUGGGAAAGAACCUGGCUGAGCGCUGCUCCAGUGAAGUCAACCAGUCAAUGCACCAGUCCCAGCAGGAGAUUAUUGAAAAUCUGAAACCAUUGUUGCCUUCUAGUGUUCAGGAUCAGCUCCACUUGCUAAUUCCAUGCAGGAAGUUUGACCUCAGCUAUGAUCUAAACUGUCAUAGCCUGUGUGCAGAUUUCCAAGAGGAUAUCAUGUUCCACUUUUCUUUGGGAUGGACUUCUCUUGUGAAUCGUUUCUUGGGUCCUAAGCAAGCUCAGAAAGUACUCCUGGGAUUAGCAGAUCCAAACAUACAUAUCCCUCGUCCUUUAGCCAGCAGCCCGUCUGCCGCCAGCCUUCCCGCCGUCGCUCCCGAGAGCGGGCCCCAGGAUGACUUUAUGGUUCCUCUGGUGCUGGGCUUAGCCUCGCUGACAUCCCGGACCUCCAUGAGCGUCAUCGUUGUUGGUGGAGUGAUUUGGAAAACGAUAGGCUGGAAACUGAUCUCAUUGUCCCUGAGCAUGUAUGGGCUGCUGUACCUGUAUGAGAGGCUGACCUGGACCACUCGGGCCAAGGAGAGAGCCUUCAAGCAGCAGUUUGUGAAUUAUGCCACCGAGAAGCUGCAGAUGAUUGUCAGCCUCACCAGCGCCAACUGCAGCCACCAGGUGCAGCAGGAAAUGGCCACUACUUUUGCCCGGCUCUGUCAGCAGGUGGAUAUUACUGAGAAAAACCUGGAAAGAGAGAUAGCUAGGCUUUCCAAAGAAAUAGAUCAGCUGGAGAACAUACAGAGCAGUUCCAAGCAGCUGAGAAAUAAAGCCAUUCACCUUGAGAACCAACUAGAUUGCUUCACAAAACAUUUUCUUCAAAAGAAUAAAUAAAACAUCAUUGUGAACCUUCCCAGUGCUCCUUUGUAGGGCAAAUUUUAGAAAUUUUACUGGUGCCACUUCUAUUCUGUGGAGUAAUUUGAAAUUAUUUAUAUUUUUAAUGUUACUCUGGUUACAGUUGUAAAAUUGGACUCUGGUGGUGAAUCAAACUGAAGAGCUGUGGUACUCGAGUGUUUUGCUCGUUUUGCAGAUUUUGGGUUAAAAAUUACCUUAAACACUAAGUUUUUUGGGCACUUGACAAUAAAACCCCAAAUCCUCACUGUUUUUAAUGAGUAUGUAGCAGUGGCAAGUCUCACUUCCUGGCAUCCAGGACCCGAGGCAGGAGAAGAGCUUGGCCCAGUAUCCUGCUUUCAGCUGCUUAGGAGCUGUCCAGGGAUGGAGGGUGCGGGUUUUCCGUGUGGAUGUGAUUUUGUUUAGUGGAGGGAAGUACAAACUCUGGCAUGGGACAGGACUUCUGCCAUGUUUGGAAAGCAGUGCCCAGGUGUUGGACAGUGGUUCCUCUUUAAAGGGCAGCAAAGAUGAGGGUGAAUGGUACUAAGGCAAUGCAGUGGGCUCAAAGCUCCUCUGGCCACCUCCUUGAGCCAAGAGAGCCCUGGAGCUCCUGCUGCUGCAUUCAGGGAGUAGGACAUGGUGAAACCCCCCCAUCCCUCCCUGCCCAGUCCUCUGCUGCAGACAAGGUUUCCUCUAGGUCAGAGUCCAGGCAUCUGUGGAGUCCUUUACCUUUGCUCACCUCCAGCAAAGCCUCUAAAAACUUCAGCUCUUGCUGUCUGCAGUCAUUCAAUAUCUACUUUUUUCUAACUAGACGUUUAAAAAUUAUUUUAAAAGAAAAGCCUUUUCAGAGUAUUUAUAUAUUUUUAUGGCAGUAUUAACAUUGACUAAGUUAAAGAUUCAGCUCUAAGGUAUAGGAGUUUGCUAUUUUCCAGUAACUAAGGGCUGUCUCAUCAGGAAAUAGAUGUAAGAUGUAAUGCUAGAGGUGUUAAGGGAAGACAGCAGUUCCACCACUGUGUUCAGCUGUUCCUUCUGACUGUGCAUGGGGAGUCCUGGGGGCUUGAGGGAAACUGUGGCAUCCACCCCUGAGUAACAGCCCAGCCUUGGUGUCCAUGAGGGCACAGCUGUGUAUCCAUGCUCUGUUUGUGGAGCAUUUGUAUUGACAUUGUAUCAAGGAAACCUGCAAUGCAUGUAUUCUACAGUUUUAUUUAUUAAAGGAAGUCCUAUCCCUG
Molecule: messenger RNA, 4950 nt
Organism: Oenanthe melanoleuca
Lineage: Eukaryota; Metazoa; Chordata; Aves; Passeriformes; Muscicapidae
Gene: MFN1
Product: mitofusin 1
Exons: 18
Coding region: 1502-3724 (740 amino acids)
Biological process (GO): mitochondrion localization; mitochondrial fusion
Cellular component (GO): mitochondrial outer membrane
Molecular function (GO): GTP binding; GTPase activity
Source: RefSeq, a predicted model, not a curated record